ACACACAAACAAAAACAAGAAGAUAAAGAUGGGUUUCAUUGGUAAGAGUGUUUUGCUAACUCUCAUAGCACUUUGCUGCUUCAUUUCCUCUGUUUUCAGUACUGCAGCUCCACCUCCAAUGAAACUAAUAUCACCAUUGCCCACUCUCCCACCGACCAAAGCUCCUAUCAAGAUACCAACUAUCCCACCAGCCAAAGCUCCGAUCAAGCUACCAACUAUCCCACCAGCUAAAGCUCCAAUCAAGCUACCAACACUCCCACCAACCAAAGCUCCGAUCAAGCCUCCGGUUCUCCCACCGGUUUCUCCUCCUAAGUUCAUCAGGACACUAGUGGCUGUGCGAGGUGUGGUUUUCUGCAAAGCCUGCAAGUACGCCGGCGUAAACAAUCUCCAAGGCGCCAAACCCGUUAAAGGUGCGGUGGUGAGACUUUUGUGCAAAAACAAGAAGAACGCGACAUCGGAGGCAACCACGGACAAGAAUGGAUACUUCCUACUAUAUGCCCCUAAAACCGUGAGCAACUACGCCAUCAAAACUUGCCGAGCUUACCUAGUUAAGUCACCUGACGCUAAAUGCAGCAAAGUGUCAACGCUCCACGGUGGAAACAUGGGCGCCUAUCUAAAGCCGGUGGUGAAACCAGAAAAUGCAACGAUCAUCUUCAACAAGCUUAAGUACGGUCUUUUCAACGUUGGUCCAUUUGCAUUCGAGCCUAUCUGCCCCAAAUGAGAUGGUUUUAUUCAAUAAUAGCUAGUGAAACUUUGAUUAUGGGUUAUUGAACACAGUUUAAUAAUGAUUGUGUUGAAUGUAUCAGCUUGGGUUUCUUUAUAUGGGCUUUUAAUUAAUGUAUUUCUAAUUAUCUAUUGAAUAAAAACGUUAGCGUUUAC
Molecule: messenger RNA, 879 nt
Organism: Eruca vesicaria subsp. sativa (arugula)
Lineage: Eukaryota; Viridiplantae; Streptophyta; Magnoliopsida; Brassicales; Brassicaceae
Source: the annotation of a GenBank genome assembly